Molecule: messenger RNA, 478 nt
Organism: Cucumis melo (muskmelon)
Lineage: Eukaryota; Viridiplantae; Streptophyta; Magnoliopsida; Cucurbitales; Cucurbitaceae
Product: signaling peptide TAXIMIN 2-like
Exons: 2
Coding region: 85-306 (73 amino acids)
Source: RefSeq, a predicted model, not a curated record
AUCAAUUUUGUUAUGCACAAACAAAAAGAGAUUAAAAAAAGUUCUUAAAAAUGGUCAUAAAUAUUUUUUGAUCUAAAAAAAGUUAUGGCAUGUUGCAGGCCAUUAGGGUUCUUGAUAGGCCUUCCUUUUUCCUUUCUUUCCUUGGUUCUCUCCUUCAUUGGUGCUCUUCUUUGGAUCUUUUGGUCCCUUUUGAGCUGCAUUUGCCCUUGCUGUGUAUGUUUUGCUGUACUUUCAGAUUUCUCAAUAAGCCUUAUGAAGCUUCCCAUCAAUGUUAUGGAUUGGUUCAUUGACUUAAUUCCUUGUUAGGGUUUUUAGGGAAAUUGAAAAUUCCAGUUUUAUUCAUGGGAAUUAAAAUUGGUUAAUAUGGGCUUUGUGUAUUCAUUUUGUCAGAACAGCAAUCCUCUUUUAUGCACAUAUAUAGAUAUAGUGAUAGAGAUGUAGCUUUGUUAUGGGUUAAACUUAUGUAAAUUAGGUUAGA